Nannospalax galili (Upper Galilee mountains blind mole rat) is the source of this 986-nucleotide messenger RNA. It is a transcript of the gene Rida, whose product is annotated as reactive intermediate imine deaminase A homolog. Gene Ontology annotation, cellular component: cytosol. Gene Ontology annotation, molecular function: deaminase activity. The coding region runs from base 114 to 521 and encodes 135 amino acids. The transcript is spliced from 6 exons. The record is from RefSeq and is a predicted model, not a curated record. NCBI's taxonomy places the organism in Eukaryota, Metazoa, Chordata, Mammalia, Rodentia, Spalacidae.
CGGUGCCUGAGGCAGGGUCCCAGCGCUGGUCAGUGGCUGAUUAGAGCAGUGAGAAGCGGGCAGAGCUGGUCUCUCGUCUUCUUCUGAAGAGCCUUUGAAAGAGAAGAAUUAACAUGUCAUCCUUGAUCAAAAAGGUGAUCAACUCCGCGAAAGCUCCAGGGGCCAUUGGUCCGUACAGUCAAGCUGUGCUAGUGGGCAGGACCGUUUACAUUUCUGGACAGGUAGGCAUGGACCCUUCCAGUGGACAGCUUGUGCCAGGAGGGGUAGUCGAAGAAACUAAGCAAGCUCUUAAAAACAUCGGUGAAGUUCUGAAAGCUGCAGGGUGCGACUUCACUAACGUGGUAAAGACAACUGUUUUGCUGGCUGACAUGAAUGACUUCAAUACUGUCAAUGAGAUCUACAAAACGUAUUUCAAGAGUGACUUUCCUGCUAGAGCUGCUUACCAGGUUGCUGCUCUACCCAAGGGAAGUCGAAUUGAGAUUGAAGCCAUAGCUGUCCAGGGACCUUUCACAACAGCAUGACUAUAAGUGGCCACACCAUUGUUGACACUGGAAACUUUAGUGUCUUUAACACCUUAAUUUUUAUGAUUGAUGUUGGAAAGUAUAAAUGUGACCAAAAUAGCUGAAGUUAUCAUGGAAAUUACCAGAAAUAUGGAGAUCUGAAAUGAAUCAGGGAUUAUUGAAUCCAUUAAUGCCAUAAAUAACACGUUUCUGAAUGAGGGAAGAUCCUUAUGCAGUUACUUAGAUAAAAGAGACAGAAAGAAAGAUGAGUUCUUCAGGAAAGAUGAAGUGUUGCUCCUGACAAAUAAUGAGCUCACCCGAUUAUAUUAAAUUAUAUUAAUUUACUGAUAUAGUUCGUUCAUAUUAGAUAUGUGGAAUUAAAAUAUUCUAAUAUGAAUGGUACAGGUAGAGUAGAGAAGAAUAAAGUGGACCAAAAUCUUAUACAGAUAAUAUUUUUCUAAUGGAAAUAAAAUGAAUGAAUGUCUA